Phytophthora nicotianae INRA-310 is the source of this 369-nucleotide messenger RNA. RefSeq lists its product as hypothetical. Lineage: Eukaryota; Oomycota; Peronosporomycetes; Peronosporales; Peronosporaceae. The record is from RefSeq and is a predicted model, not a curated record. The transcript has a single exon. Bases 1 to 369 code for a protein of 122 amino acids.
AUGGAGGCCGCGGCAAGACAAACGGCAAUAAGAAGAAACCUCAGCGGGGACCAGGUCCAGAGCGCAUGCACAUCAGCCAAUACAAAGAAGGCCUACCAAGGCUACCUCAAGGGGAUUGCUAAGUGGAUUCACGCGUCGCAGCCGUCACCAGACACCUUCUUUUGCGAGGAUGGCAGCUUAAAUCUGGCCGUGGUUUCACCGCAGCACUUUGAAGCCUUCCUUCUGUACAAAAUUAACGAGGGAAAACUCAAAGUGACCACUUUAAGUGGCUACAGAAGUGCUCUAAAGAACGUGUAUCGGCAGAAGCGUUUAGAUUUACCCAGUGAAUACUUAGAUGAUCUGAAAACACUAUACCAAGGAGGAGGCUGA